UAUCUCCUUUCUCUCUCCACUGUCCUAUAUAAUGUAGCUCACCGACUCUCACAUAGCAUCUCUGCUGCUCCAUUCAUCAGACAGGAAGAAGGAAAAAAAUGGAGAUGGAAGUGAUGAUACCUGUGGCCUCCAUGGAUUUUGAUUUCACCCAUGUUGAUUCUUCCGGCUAUUUGAGUUGUCCUUCCACGCCCAAGCGUCUUGGGAGCUACUACUUCAGUGCUCCCACGAGUCCCUCCCGCCUCUCUGAGAUUUAUCGCGACUUUGAUCAUUUCUCCAGUACCAAAUCCAAUGGCUCUCCUCCCAGGGUUCCAUUUGAUUGGGAAGAGAAGCCGGGCACGCCCAAAUCAUCCUCCAAGGUGGUGACUGCCAACAAGGACGAUGAUUUCGCGUUUGAUUUCAGUGAGGAGCUGGAGAAAGCUUCUCUCUCAGCUGAAGAACUGUUUGAUGGCGGCAAGAUCCGACCUCUGAAACCUCCACCUGGGUUACAGCUUGGCGCCGGAGCUGAGGUGCUUUCGACUCGUAAGCCGCCUCUUUCAUCAUCGAGAUCACCCGUACUACGUGGUAAAAGCAUUGUACGAGAGGCUUUUUCUCCCAGAAAGAAUAAAAACGUGGAUGCAGCUGCAGACUUCCCUAGAAGAACGGAGCAGGAGAGAGGGAGAGAAAGAGGGUUGGGUUUACCGACGUCGAGGUCAGGCCGGAGAACAAGGUCACUCUCUCCGUUUAGGGUUUCUGAGUUGGUAUGGGAAGAAGAAGAGCAGCAGAUGAACAAACAAUCUUCAUUGAUUUCAAAGCCUACAACAGCUUCUGCAAUAACACCAUCGUCGUCAUCUAAAGGUUCCAAAAAAUGGAGAUUGAAGGAUUUUCUACUGUUCCGAAGCGCAUCGGAAGGACGAGCAACGGAUAGAGAUCCAUUCAGAAAGUACGCGGGGCUGUUCAGGAAACAAGAUAUCAAGAACGACAGUUUCCGGUCUAUAGACAGCUCCGGUUCAAUGUCCAAGAGACGUGGACCAGUGUCGGCUCACGAGUUGCAUUACACGGUGAACCGGGCUGCUUCAGAGGAUCUCAAGAAGAAAACCUUCUUGCCAUACAAGCAGGGCAUUUUAGGGAGGCUGGCAUUCAAUCCUGCCCUCCACGCACUCACCAACGGCUUCGGCACCCUUGGGCGUGGUUGAAUGACAUCAAUCUUUUCACUCUUUUUUUUUAUUUCAACUCCGAAACUACCUUCUUUUUUUAUUUAUUUAAUUUAAUUAUACAGCAACUGUAAGAACAUAUAUGUAUAUGUAUGUAAACAAUUGCAUACGAAUAUCAAAUCCUGCGUCUCCUGCUUCUUUGUGACUUCAUUCUAA
Molecule: messenger RNA, 1346 nt
Organism: Vitis riparia (riverbank grape)
Lineage: Eukaryota; Viridiplantae; Streptophyta; Magnoliopsida; Vitales; Vitaceae
Exons: 1
Coding region: 99-1172 (357 amino acids)
Source: RefSeq, a predicted model, not a curated record